UGUCUUUCUACAGUUCUGCAAGUAUUAGCAUUGAUCAUUUGAGCAGGGUGACAGAGUAUUUGAACUUCUAGGGGAAAAAAAAAUAAAGCAAACUUAAGUGUAUCAGAACAUAGUAUUUAAACCCAAAGAGGACACAAUUUUAAAGGGCCUUGUCACACAAAGCCUGUUGUUUUUGUUAGAUCAUGGUGUGUCCUCUGUGUGGUUUGAGUCCCUCCCAGCAAUGAUAACCUUAUCAUAGAAGUUUGUUGGUUUUUAUGUUUUUCCUUAAAAUAACAUUCCUGUGUUUAUUAUAAUUCUGAGUAAUCUCAACUAUUUAAACUUGUUUGACAGUGAAGAUAAGUUCUGAGAAUGAGGGACAGAGUGAGAGUUUAAAAAAAAAAAAAAAAAAAAACAGUAUGAGAACUAAGUAGAAAGCUCCUGGCAUACCAUUUAAACUGCUAUUUUCCAGUGACUGGCUUACCUGGUAUGUGAAAUGAUCUACUCUUGUCUCUUCGGUGGCUUCAUUAAGUAUUCAUGCUACUGUUCAUAGCCUGUUUCUAAGCAUGGGAGGGAAGCAAGAAUAUCCUUCUCAUUUCAAGGCAAAUAUUUAAUGACAACGGAUAUGAAACCAGGAGAACUGGCAAUCAUUAAGCACAGCUUACUGUUUACAGAAGAAAAUUACUAACUUUAAAGAACUGUACAGAUCCAUACCUGUCAUUUUCUGAGCCAUUGUGGGUAAGCAUAUACAUUACUCAUACACAGAUAAGAAGCCAAAACAAUCAUUGCAGAGUGCAAAAAAAUUUUACUCCUGUCUUUUCAGAGAUCAAUUUCAAACUGCAGUCUCAGAAAAAGAAGUAGAAGAUGAACUUUGCUUGCAUUCAACCCUGUCAUGUAUUGAAACAAACCCUCUUAAAAUGCAUAGGUACAUAAAAACUCCCAGGUACUAAAAAUGUGCAAGCCAUCUGAAAAGUUCUUCAGGACAUGUUUUGCUCCUAAUGCUUACUAAUUCGUUAGUCAUACAACUAUUACAGUAAUAGUAGUUAUACAUACCAUUUCCCUGUAUUAACACCAAACAGAAGAUGGGCGUGAACUACCUUAAAUUUUUGUAUUGUUUCCCAAACAUGAAGAAGUCUCAGGGCUGGUUAUUACUGCUUUUAAUUCUGACCCACUAUUUGCUGUACAUUUAUUUUUCUUCUACGGCAAGAACUUCUGCUAUACUUUCUUGUCCAUUACUGGAAAACAGACACCUAUUCCUAAAACCCACUAUAUAUCCUUUUGCCACCAAAAUUUCCAGGUCCAUGGUAACAGAACUACACCUACAAAAACAGACACAAGAAAUCUUGUAAAACUCAGGCUAACAUAUCUAUUAAAAAAAAGCACAAGUCUUCAGCAGUUGAACAUCGAUAUGGCUGCUCACGUGCAUGUCUUAGCAUUACUUUACUGUUGCAAAAGGUGGGGAAACAGCUAGCACCGUUUAUUCAAAUAAGAGCGGGCAGAAAAAUGCACAUAAGGCUGAGGCUUGUAAAAAGAAACUGCAGACUUUUUUUGUGUGUGCUUGUUUACACCCAGGGAACAUUUAAACUCUUUUUAAAAGCUGUUAAUGAAAGAUUGUUCAACUAGCCGUCUUUUAAAUUCCAGUGUAACAGUCCUUGACCAUGAGACAAGAAAGUGCAGCCUUAGCAUAAGUAAUGAAAAAUAAAGGCUAAAAUUGUUGCACACUGUACAAGCUUCCACUCUGAAAGUCAAAUCCUCCAAACUUGAGAGGCUGGCAAAGCUACAUUUUGCAGCUGUACCUACUGUCUGCCCCUUCCCAUUCAUUAACACAGCACAAGCUAUUUGCUAUCAGGAUUGCCUAAAAAGAAAAUAAUAAUAAUGAUUUAAAAGAAAAAUCCCUUUUAAGGAAGCAUUUCACGAAAGAGAAGUCCUGCUGUUCUGCAUGCCCAUUCCAUUCCCUUGAAGGAACGGCACAGUUUCAUGCAUUGUCCUUAUCCUUUCCCUUCUCUUCUGCACCAGUUGUUGGCCAAAAAUAACCACCAUUCCACAACCAUAUAUGUGCAACAGCCUUCUAGUGAUUCUGAGCCCCUCUCCAGCACUGCCGUUAUUCCACAAGGCCAGGAAACUGUCUGCUUCCUAAAAUACUCUGUGAAGGGCUAUGCAUAUAACACAGCUGAAUCGGGAAUGCCUUUUACAUCUAUUUUCUUUUCUGGACAAAAACAGCAGGAAAAAUUUAGCAAAAACAUGUCACAAACUGCUAGAAGUGUUUCAAGAUCCUAUACUUUGGUCUUUAUUGAAUUUUAAUUCUCCAGCGGAACUAAAGAAGCACAACUUUCUCCUGGGACCUGCCUUAAAAUACUUAUCCAUCUGCUGGCAUUCAGAGAGAGUCAAGGUGUGUAACGUUGAGGACUGGAUGAAAAACAAUUUCCAGAAAGACUUCUGUAACAGGCAUGAAAACACUGUCACUGAUUUUUUGCUAGAAGUUGGCAACAGAUGUCCAAACCUGCUAUCUCUGACCCUCUCUGGAUGUGGCCAUGUUACGGAUGAUUGCCUCUUGCUUCUUCUCAGGAACUGCCCAAGCCUCAAGACACUCAAACUGGAAAACUGUGUGAGGAUCACUGACCAGACAUUGGAAGCAGUGACCCUCUAUGGGAGAUCACUGGAAACACUCCAUGUGGAUUUCUGCCGGAACAUAACACAAACUGGUCUAGAGAAAGUCAGGGAAAAGUGUCCUUCAGUAAUGCUGAGGGCAGAGAGAAGUGCUAACAUGAUUCCAGACAGUAAACCAGAAAAAAAGUUCACACAUGAAAAAUCAUCAAGAAAACUGGUUCAGCUUUAAGUGCAACAAACUAUAAAAACUCAGUCAAUGUGGAUAGUUUAUUUCUACUUACCUCCGGGAUAGCAUUGCUUCAAUUAACUGUAGCUACUUUAAUGCAUUCUGGUUUAAGUCCAAACACGUGGUUGGUAUGUUUUGUAAAGGCUGCAUUGGGAAAAGGCGUGAAUUUUCACCAGGACCAUCUUAUGAAAAAACACCUUUUGUUUUCUGUUUUUUUCUCAAACUGGAAAAAUCAUGUGCUUAUAUCAUAUAAUGCAGUACUUGAUAAAGUCUAAAAACUUUGGUUCUGUUACCUUCUUGUAACAGGGAAAGGCGUAAAGCUGCAGCAAAUACUGUAUGAUUUACACAAAUUUCAGGGAAAGAGUGAUUAAUCAAUUUCUGUUAAAGGCUUUAUAACACAUAUAACACAUUCUACUAGUGAAGAGUGAUAACCGUGACAUCUAAGGUCCCUUCUAGCAAGCAGAUCAGCAUACCUGACAACUGUCACUUCCUCGGUGAUUAAUAUUUGUGGCUGAUUUGUCAGGUGUAUUUAUUAACAGAGGGUAUGCAUGGCAACCUGUACAAACCUGUUUGACCCUGUGCACAAUAUACUUUGACAAAAUAACCAAGGUUUUUUUUUUUUGUUUUUUUUUUUAAGUUGACAUUAAAGGAAUUCUGAUGUGAAAAGCUGGUUUACAGAACAAACCUGUAGGAAAAGACAGUGACGUACAAUUAUAAAGCUGUAAAUUACAGAGCUUUAAACGCUAAAUUAGCAACACACUACACCAGGGAUCUGUAUAAACACUUGUGGUCUCAGUGCAAAGCAAAAGGAA
This is a messenger RNA of Oxyura jamaicensis (ruddy duck), 3621 nucleotides long. RefSeq names its product F-box and leucine rich repeat protein 22 (gene FBXL22). NCBI's taxonomy places the organism in Eukaryota, Metazoa, Chordata, Aves, Anseriformes, Anatidae. The coding region runs from base 2132 to 2812 and encodes 226 amino acids. The transcript has 2 exons. The record is from RefSeq and is a predicted model, not a curated record. Gene Ontology annotation, molecular function: protein binding.